CGCAGCGGGAGACCACCUCCCCCGUCCACCUCCACUUCUUCCUCCUCCUGCGUGCACCGACGCGACGUUGCAGCCCACAGGACAUCCUUGCGCGCUGUCAAGGGGUGACUCGAUGCAUCGGUUCGGGCUUAGUACGCUGACGUCGUGUCCUUCUCCUACCACUCAAAAGUUGACGAUAUAAAUUGCAAAUACUUCUCCUUGGACGGUCUGCAUUCAUCUUGAAUGAAAGAUGUGCUCCCACACUGGAACAUCACGGUUGCCCUCCAUCCACAUCCUUCUCUUCCUUGUCAUGCUUCCAGCAUCUUUCUCCUUCUCACGACCUCGGUGGAUUCUUCAACGCGUCCCCGUGGUCCUCCCACAGCAAAGCGAGAGUCGCCCGGCCCCACGCUUCCUGUCCCAAGCCCGCCUUAACGUCAGCUCCGCGUGUGACCCAGAAUGCCACAAAACAGCGCCUUUGCCUAGCUACUGGGACUUGGAGCAAUUUCUGGCUUAUGAGACUCUUCACUCAGACGGUCGACUCACUGAGACCGCCGUCGGGCUCUAUGGUUAUAACUUGGCGUCCAACAAAAGCCCCGCAUACUCCUUGGCGCCGUCUGAGAAAGGCCAACGGUCACAUACCAGACGAAAGCGUCAGAUCUUUGGUCACGAUGGGCGAUACAGCAUUGCAGGGCACAACUUUGUGCUUCAAUAUCCUUUUUCCGUGGCUGUCAAACUGUCCACCGGAUGUUCUGGUACUCUCGUCGGGGACCGGCAUGUUCUAACGGCCGCUCAUUGUGUUCAUGACGGUAAAAACUAUGUGAAGGGUGCUCAGAAGCUCAGAGUGGGCUUUCUAAAAGCCAGACAACGGGACCUACGCUCUUCAAUUUCCAACUUGAGCAACCACGUUGAGAGCGGGCCAAACGUCGGCCCAAUCGUGUCAGAGAAGAUGAAGUUCCAGUGGAUCCGGGCCAAGCGCACACAUGUACCAAAAGGAUGGAUUAAAGGCAAUGCCAAUGACAUCGGGAUGGACUACGACUACGCGCUUUUAGAACUCAAGAAAGCCCACAAACGGCGUCACAUGAAUUUGGGUGUGAGUCCUCCAUCUCAGAGGCUUCCCGGGCGACGGGUUCAUUUCUCCGGGUUCGACAACGACCGUCCGGGACAGCUGGUGUAUCGUUUCUGUCAUGCCGGAGAGGAGACGUCAGACCUGCUCUAUCAGCACUGCGACGCCCAGCCGGGGGCCAGCGGGUCGGGGGUCUACGCCCGAAUGUGGGACGGGCGGCGUCGGCGAUGGGAGAGGAAGGUGAUCGGUGUGUUUUCUGGGCACCAGUGGGUGGAGCGUCAAGGGGCGUCUCAGGAAUUUAAUGUCGCCGUGAGAAUCACACCUCUCAAAUACGCUCAGAUCUGUUACUGGAUAAAAGGCAACUUUGUGGACUGUCGGGAAGGCUGAGGAAGUAUAUAGUUGAUGCGUUAACACCGCUCACAGCACUGACGAAAAAUGAUCUCCAAAACGCACAGUGUCAAUAAAAGUCACAGAUACUACAGUGAACCCCUGCGAAGAUCAAAAAUCCGUCAAUAAUUGAUGACCACCCAAAAGGGUUUUGUAGUCGUCGUGAGAUGCCACAAAAUGGUAGCAAAACACCCCCCCCCCCCCCCCAUUCAACACAGCCUCAUCAGAUGGUGACUUUUUCCAGCAAAUGUGGAAACGUUUCCCGCUUUAAAUGACAAAAAGCUAUUUCUUUCGAGCUGCUCGCAUCUCCCGUCUCUCAUUAGUUUUGCUGUCCGGUAGAUUGCGUAGCGUAGAUAGUAGCCUCGGCCUGUUCCCGGUUUUCCAGAUCGGUUUCAAGAUACUGACAAAAUAAAAGGUCAAUGAGUCCAUCUUUUUCGUCCAUUUGGAUUUUUUUUUUUUUUUUUUGUCGGUAAAGAGUGAACAGAGAUGUUUUUUACACCGACGUUCCGGCCUCUCAAUUCCAGUUAAACAUGGCACACUGUGCACCUGUCCGUAGUUAGGGAUGCACUGAUGUACUGUAAUACAUGCUUGUUUGGUCGCCUCUUAUUCUUUUGCACUUGAUUUUCAUGCAUGCGUAGAUGAGAUCUGCAAGUGGCAUUACGUAUUGAUAGCAGAUGGAUGGAAGAUGGUCAUUCUCAUAUUUUUUCACAAAUCGAUACAAUUUAUUAGUCCUCAUGUGUGCUAUUUUUCCAUGUUACAAUUGUCAACAGGAUUUUAAUCACAUAUUGCUUUGUGUCCCUAAAUGGGUUUGUUGUGCUGAUUUCCAAAAUACAUUAACUUUUUUUUCCCAAAACACAUCAGGUUUUUAAGAUAUUUUCAUUUUUAUUUUUUAAGUUUGACUUACAGAAGCUUGCACAAUGUGGAUUUUAACAUACUUUGUCAUUUAUAGCUUAUGGCUACUUUCAGAAAAAGAAAAUUCUGAACCUAACCCUUAAUUCAUAAAUAUUAAUAUAUUAGAGUGCUAUAUUUUAUUAUAUUACUAUAAAAUAUAUUUGGAACAGCGCAAACAAAUCUGACAGUUAACAUGCAUCUCUGAUUUUUUUUUCAAAUGUAGUAAAAUGUGUUCUUUUGUUGACCACUGUUGUUGACCAAUUUCAAGUAUUGAAAAUAGUUUUGAGAGCAAAUUCACUCUCUCAAGAGCUUGGAAUGUCUGAGCAGUGUGGUAAAAGGCCUUUCCUCAGUCAGCGGGAUCCGUUCACCCAUUAUAUCACCACAAGUUUGAAAGUCUAGAAUUCCGGAUGUUUAUUUACAGUAAUGCACAGUAUAGGUGAAGAUACCUUUGAGUGAGGUUUUUAUAAAUUUUAUUAAAUAGGUAGUUGUCAUGCUUACGUGCAAAAGGACUUGGUCAGGCACAAAGGUAAGUGCUUCCACAAACUUUCACCUACAACAUUGCUUAGUCAGUUCCUCGCUUUAUUUUGUUAAAUCCCUCAUGCUACAAAGAUCUUUAAGAAAGGAGUUGGGGAAGAUGAUGUAUGGACAGGCGUUUGCAUUUUUGGAGAAUUAAUGACUUUCUGGUCAGGCGGUUGACCUACAGUCAAUGGAGACUUCAAUGUGAACAGCUGGCACUGGGACGUGUUCAACUGUUUUAUUUUAUCAGUGGGUGUCAUAGAUAAGUAUUUUUUAAAUGAUUAUUAUGGUCAAUUAGUGAUCCAACAUGAUUUGGAGGUGUUGUGGUAAUUAACUAAAUAGCAAGGGAAAGGUUUAUCCACUUUAACAAAGCGAGUAAACGAAUAGCAUGGCUUUCCCACCCUUCGUCCUCUUAAAAGACGUGAUUUUGGAGAUGCACUGAUUUUGCAUGACAGCGACGAUAUAAAAACUGAAUCGCAGGACUGGGACAAUUACUCUUGAAGUGUGAUUGCACUGUUUGAACUUUUUCUACUGAUCUACUUUUUUGAUGAAUGUACAAGUGAGCUACCAAAGGUGCCAUUUGAUUGAUUCUUAUCGCUAAUUAUAUUCUUUUUAAGGGCCAAAGUAAGUUCUUUACAAGCAUGAUCUAUUCUAUUAUGUCUGCUAAAUCAAAUCUUUAGAAUAUUGCUGUGUUGCUAUUGUGCAGAAUUGUCUUUCAGUGUUAUCACUUACUGUCACGCCCAACCCCCCCCCCCCCCCCACCUCAAAUACAAAACAUUCUGUCUAUUUUUUGGGGAGGCGGGGGGCAUGUUGAAUAUCGACUAUAUUACACGUGAUCUGUCGGAAACCUUCAUUGAAUGUUUUUGCUCCCUCUGGGGGAAUAGCAAUACAUGACGAAUGGCUUUUUUUUUAAACACUUUGUUUCAAUAACCAUUGUUAAAUUGCAUUACUGUACUCCAGAAAUGUAUAACUAAAUAAAAAUGCUUCGGAGAUCUUUCUU
Messenger RNA from Hippocampus zosterae (dwarf seahorse), 3836 nucleotides. RefSeq names its product serine protease 23-like. Gene Ontology annotation, biological process: proteolysis. The coding region runs from base 230 to 1429 and encodes 399 amino acids. Gene Ontology annotation, molecular function: serine-type endopeptidase activity. NCBI's taxonomy places the organism in Eukaryota, Metazoa, Chordata, Actinopteri, Syngnathiformes, Syngnathidae. The record is from RefSeq and is a predicted model, not a curated record. The transcript is spliced from 2 exons.